Dovyalis caffra is the source of this 780-nucleotide messenger RNA. The record is from the annotation of a GenBank genome assembly. NCBI's taxonomy places the organism in Eukaryota, Viridiplantae, Streptophyta, Magnoliopsida, Malpighiales, Salicaceae.
AAAGAUGUCGUUGAACUACUCCCAAACCUUUUCUUAGGGAUAACAGUCGAAGUGGUUUGCUCAAACAGCAGGGCAGGGAAGAGAGGGAAUGAAUUUGAAAUCGUGAGAAAGAAAGCAUCGUGCAUAUGCCAUUCACCUACCAGAUUCGAUGUGACAAAACCAAUUCGAACACUCUUCCUCAACGCCACAGCUGUGGCUGGUGAUCUUUCACAGGCGAUGAAUGAAUGGUUUUUUAAGCCUAAUGUGAAUGUGGUUGUUAAAGAGGAGAAGACCAGAGAGUCAUCAUCAACAACAACAAUAGAAACAACAAAUAGUGUUGAUGACUUGCCUCCUAUUGUGUUGGUGCAUGGAAUUUUUGGAUUUGGCAAAGGGAGAUUGGGAGGUUUAUCAUAUUUUGCAGGAGCAGAGAAGAAAGAUGAGAGGGUCCUGGUGCCUGAUUUGGGGUCUCUAACUAGCAUAUAUGAUAGGGCACGUGAAUUAUUUUAUUAUCUGAAAGGUGGGCAAGUUGAUUAUGGAGAAGAACACAGCAUGGCUUAUGGGCACUCACAAUUUGGAAGGAUUUAUGAACAAGGGCACUAUGCUGAAUGGGACGAGGAUCACCCUAUUCACUUUGUUGGGCAUUCUGCUGGAGCGCAGGUUGUUCGCGUACUGCAGCAAAUGCUUGCUGAUAAGGCAUUCAAGGGGUAUGAGAACACUUCUGAUAAAUGGGUGUUAAGCAUCACAUCCCUGUCUGGAGCAUUCAAUGGGACUACAAGGACUUACUUAGAUGGGAUGCAGUGA